Molecule: messenger RNA, 4852 nt
Organism: Ailuropoda melanoleuca (giant panda)
Lineage: Eukaryota; Metazoa; Chordata; Mammalia; Carnivora; Ursidae
Gene: RAB11FIP1
Product: RAB11 family interacting protein 1
Exons: 6
Coding region: 1-1893 (630 amino acids)
Biological process (GO): regulated exocytosis
Cellular component (GO): intracellular membrane-bounded organelle
Molecular function (GO): small GTPase binding
Source: RefSeq, a predicted model, not a curated record
AUGGAAGGCGGGCGGGGCGGCACAGGCGGGGCGGGNCGGGCGAAGGGCCCCGGGGGCACGAGCGACGCGUACGCGGUGAUCCAGGUGGGCAAGGAGAAGUACGCCACCUCGGUGUCGGAGCGCAGCCUGGGCGCGCCAGUGUGGCGGGAGGAGGCCACCUUCGAGCUGCCGCCGCUGCUGUCCGCCGAGGCCGCACCCGCGGCCGCCGCCACCCUGCAGCUCACCGUGUUGCACCGCGCGCUGCUCGGCCUCGACAAGUUCCUGGGCCGCGCCGAGGUGGACCUGCGGGAGCUGCACCGGGACCAGGGCCGCAGGAAGACCCAGUGGUAUACCUUGAAAUCCAAACCAGGAAAGAAGGAUAAAGAGCGAGGAGAAAUUGAGGUUGACAUCCAGUUUAUGAGAAACAACAUGACUGCUAGCAUGUUUGACCUCUCCAUGAAAGACAAGUCUCGGAAUCCAUUUGGGAAACUGAAGGACAAGAUCAAGGGGAAGCACAAGGACAGCACGUCGGAUACUGCUUCAGCCGUCAUUGCCAGCGUGACACCCUCUGCUGACAGUGAUGAUGAGUCUCCUUCCAAAGACAAGAAAAAGAAAUCCAAGAUCCAGACCUUGUUUUCCAAGUCGAAUUUGCAGAAAACGCCGCUUUCCCAGUCCAUGUCCGUCCUGCCUACUUCAAAGUCAGACCGAGUGCUGCUCCGUCCUGGAGACUUUCAGUCCCAGUGGGAGGAUGGCGACAAUGAGAAUGAGUCCUCCUCUGCGUCAGAUGUCAUGUCUCACAGGAGAACAGACAGUGCAGAUCUUAAGCAACGGAACCAGAUCAAUUUCAAUCUUCCCAAGAAGGAAGGACUCUUUCUUGGCGGCCUUCGGUCUAAGAACGACGUCCUUUCUCGCUCUAAUGUCUGUAUCAAUGGGAACCACGUUUACAUGGAGCAGCCGGAAGCCAAGAGCGAGACCAAGGACAGCACCCCCUCCCCUUCUCCGUCCCCCCAGGGCUUCAGGAAGAAGCAUUUGUUCUCCUCCACCGAGAACCUGGCUCCGCGGUCUUGGAAGGAGCCUGGGGACGGAGGGGCGGUGUCUUCCGACAGGCGGUUCUCUGAGUCUUCCCCAAAGGACUGCCUGAAGUCCAUGUCGCUGCCGUCUUACCGGCCGCAGGGCAGUGGGGACGUGCGGGAGAAUGUGGCUCCGGUGAGCUUGGAGGCUGUAAAGGAAACCAAAGAGAGCAAGAAGCAGGAGAACAAGAAGUCCUCUUUGUUUUCUCUGGUGACGGGAAAGAAGGAUGUGGCUAAGGGCAGUGAGGGCCGAAGCCCGCCUGUCUUCCCGGGGAAGGAGAGGGAAGGCACGCUGACGGAAGUGCAGCCGAGGGAGGACCAGCUGGGGCCUGAUGAAGACCUACUGAAAAGAUCUGAGAAGGACACGCUGCCUGUCGUCUCAGGACGGGGUAAAUCCCUGAAUCCCUUUGAGGAAGUGCAGAUCGCAGAACCAGAAGCUGACCCAGAGCCCAGGUCGGAGCCUACACCACCCGCCAGCUCUGCGAGGGCACCACAGACCAAAGCUGUCAAGCCUCGACUUCAGCCCGUGAAGCCGAUGAACACAACAGGCACCAAGAUUGCUAACUCCAGCUUGGGCACUGCCACCAUCAUCAGUGAGAACUUGAUCAAUGAAACCACGAUGAAGAAAUACAACCCCUCGGACCCUGCCUUUGCUUACGCACAGCUAACCCACGAUGAGCUGAUCCAGUUGGUCCUCAAACAGAAGGAGACGAUAAGCAAGAAGGAGUUUCAGGUUCGCGAGCUGGAGGACUACAUUGACAAUCUGCUCGUCAGGGUCAUGGAAGAAACCCCCAACAUCCUCCGCAUUCCGGCUCAGGCCGGCAAAAAGGCAGGAAAGAUGUGAAUCGUCAGCCUAGGAGAGAGAAGAUUUUGUGAGUUUGUUUCCACCUGCUCCUGAGGUCAAGGACUCCGUGUGCCCAAUAACCAGCUUACAGGCUCAAACUCACCAGCGGCCUCCCUUGCGUGUUAUCUGGCAGGAGUCAGUUCCACCAACUGAAGCCAGGUUAAUUAUUACAAUGAAUCUUUUACUGUACAUUCCCAGGGUUUUAUUUUUAAAUGCCACUGUGCCUUUAACUAUAUUGUAAAUAUUUUAUGCUCUGAGCGGAGAUGUGGUCAUAAGAUCUGCUCCUGGCCCAGAGAUUCAGAUGGCGCAGGGCUACUCGUGUAUUUAACAUUGGGAUUUUCUUUCUUCGAUAUUGACAUUUAAAACUACGUCCUCCCACCCCCACCCCGCCCCAUCAGUAAGGUGUGGGGUGAAAUGAGAAGGCCCAGGCACAUACUUGCUUGGCUUUGGAGUAGCUCAGGAUGGCGUUUGGCUGCAGGUGCUAAGUUUCGAUACCUUGUAAACCUUCCGGGCUUCUUGGACUUGGUCUUGUCGGCUUGACCGAAGCAGGGAGUUUAAAGAGAGCCUCCGAGUGUGCCUCGUAGAUUUUGAACAAGCUGCCUUUUCUGAACCCCAGCUGCCACUAGUCUUUAGCCUUACAGCGUGCUGCUGACCGAUCCGUGGGGCCUGUCUGUGGACACUGAAAAGUAGAGGGAGUCUGGUCCCUUUGCACUCACUUAAUGGGGGUUGGUCAGAGUCUCCCGGCAUCCGGCUUCCUGCUGCCUAGAGUGGCCUCGUCAAUGCCUUGAGAAGGGAUCGCGUGGCCCAAGCAUUUACUAUCUUGGUUCCACCAGGUAUGGAAUGAUCUCAGUAGGACUCCUGUGGCCUGUUCUCCUCAGUGCCUUUGCUUGGCUCCCUGAUUUCCUCAGCAACACUUUCUAGCACUUCCCACCUACCCUUGUCAUAAAUUACAAAGCGCAAGAAGAGAACACUUUGUUUUGGUUGGCUGUAUUUUUAAAUCUAGAAGAACACACCUUUUUUUUUUUUUUUUUUUUUUUUUUAAAGCUAAGACACUUCUGAACUAAUAGCCCCGGGUCGGAUUCCUCAGGUAGUUUCAUUGUUCGGAACCUAAUACUGGAAUUAGAAUGUUUCUGUGUUGCUCAUUUUUUUUUCCUCCUGGUUGUGACAGAACCUUAUCAAACCUUGACCUCUCUCCAGGGCGGAAGAAGAUCCCAGGGCAGUGCGGUGGGCAGGGCUUGAGGCAACAACAGUUAUGAGAUUGGGGUCUCUUCUCCGUACGUUCUUGUUCUCUGGGGGGUAAGAGGCAGGACGGUUGGCAGCAGAACCCGUUUUCAGGACCACACGUUUGCUGCAAUGUUAGUUAUGUUGGAACACUUUCAUCUAAAGGGUGAUACUGUAACUUGAUUAACCAGCUUUUGCUUAUCUAUAGCUGUUUUAUUUAAUACUCUCGUACAGUAGUGGGGACCACUGUCAGCUUUCCCGAAGACUUGUAUUUUCGUAGUGCUGUGAGAGUUAUUUACAUCCCUAUAAAGAGAACCAUAUAUUCACCUCAACUCAGAACGUACAUGCGUAUUUUCGUUCCGCAACAGGUUUUUUACUGAAAAACGUAUUCUGACUGUGAUAACCCAAGGGCAGUGGGGGCAGGCGUGCUCUGAAUGAUUGCUCCUUAGACGAGCCAGUGUGGAGACCGCAUUGUUCACAAGAGGUGCUUGGUCUGGAGAUCUGGCUGCGGCUAGGACCUCGGGUGUGUAACUCGGUCAGUGUUUGAGAGGGACGUCUGGGUGGAAGAGGGAAUUCCUGUGCUCUGAAGUGCCACUUGGAGACUCUGGGGAAUGAAGGACAAUUCACUUCAAGGGUGUCUGGCUCCUACCACUGCUGGGAAAGAAAAAUCCAAUUUAUAGCAUUCCCACACCUCUCGAAGUAGCUAGCCUGGGGGACAUGAGGUCAUGACUGUCCCUGAGGACUCUGCCUGGGGGGAGGCUUUAUCCAGGAAAAGCUUCAGUCUGCCCUGAGCCAUUAGCGGGGGUUGGUGAAUCGGAGCGUUGGGGCGCCUCUGCCUGGCACGUGUCGGAGGGCGCGUACCCACCCACACAAGGAGAGUUGGGACUUGCCUCCCGCUGCUCUAACGGCGAACCUGACUGAAGGACGCUGGGAGGAAGCUGUGUUCUGGGGAACCAGGAGUAGCUCUGUCUUGGCCUUGCCUGGCUGCCUCCAGAAGGAGCAGUCAGUACUUUCGGGAAGCAUCACAUUAAAAUACUGAACACCUUGCAGUGAACUUCAGUUGGAGGUCAGCCUCCUGAAAAAAAUGUCAGUCCUUUGCCUAUUUCCUAUCAUCUCAUUCCUUGGACUUUGACAGGUUUCCUGCCCUCCAUUUUAUCCCUGUGUGUUAACACAUCAGAAUGCAGGAACAAGAAAGUCUGCCCUUUGCCGUGCGGCAGAGCUGUUGACCCUGAGUGGAGGUGUGUGCCCUCGAAUAGGGAGCGUGUUGGGGGGGUGGGUUUCCAGCUUUGCUAACAGCGGGAGCUCAAAAGGGCAGAGAGGCAGGAGGACCCAUGACCCUCAGCCACAUACCGAAUUGAAGGCCGGAGGCAAUUUACUGUUAAAUUAGGCAGGAUCUUCCCUCCCUGAGUCCCUUCUCCCACUCCAUCUUUUUCUUUUUUUUUUUGAGAACUACGAAUGAAUGAUCCCUCAAGGCUGACAGGUUAAUUGCCUUCGGUGGAGAGCUUGGUUGGUCUCUUGGUAGUCCUACCGACCUCCACUCUGUGGUGUCUCGGUAUCUGUUAUAUGAGCUACUAACUUGACCUCUUCCACCCUCCGACUGAAAGGUCGCCCGGCAUUUUUGGAUCAUAAAAGGAUUGCCUGUCAUGUUAGUUUGGGAGUUUUUAAUUUCUUUGGUUUUGUUUUUAAGAAGUAACCUGAGAUUUCUACAACACUAAAUAAAAUGGUACUACCUUCCAAA